Messenger RNA from Scylla paramamosain (green mud crab), 1108 nucleotides. It is a transcript of the gene Ubc4, whose product is annotated as ubiquitin-conjugating enzyme E2 K-like. The record is from RefSeq and is a predicted model, not a curated record. The transcript has 5 exons. The coding region runs from base 109 to 708 and encodes 199 amino acids. Gene Ontology annotation, molecular function: protein binding. NCBI's taxonomy places the organism in Eukaryota, Metazoa, Arthropoda, Malacostraca, Decapoda, Portunidae.
AUGGCAGGAAAGUUGAUAUGUAUGACUGUGUAAAAAUGUAGGGGGGGAGGAGGCCAGUCAGCUGGGUGGACCACAACACUGUGGACGGGGCACGGCAGCACCUCAGACAUGGCCAACAUUGCGAUACAGAGGAUCAAGAGGGAGUUCAAAGAGGUCAUAAAGAGUGAUGAAGCUCAGAAAUGUGCCAUAAAUGUGGAGCUUGUGGGCGAUGACUACCGAGAGUUGAGAGGAGAGAUAGCAGGGCCGCCAGACACACCGUACGAGGGUGCCACGUUCCAACUUGAAAUUAAAGUUCCUGAAACGUACCCAUUCAACCCCCCAAAGGUAAAAUUUGUCACAAAAAUCUGGCAUCCAAACAUCUCUUCAGUCACAGGCGCCAUUUGUCUCGACAUCCUUAAAGAUCAGUGGGCGGCGGCCAUGACCCUGCGGACAGUGUUGCUAUCCCUGCAAGCUUUGCUGGCUGCUGCUGAGCCAGAUGAUCCGCAGGAUGCGGUUGUUGCGAAACAGUUCAAAGAAAACCAUCCACUCUUUUUAGAAACUGCUCAAUAUUGGUCACAUGUACAUGCUGGAGUUCCCAAGGGCAAUAGUGAAUUUUCUAAGAAAGUUCGUCGCCUGAUGGACAUGGGUGUCGGUGAGCACCAAGCUUUGGUAGCUUUGUCUUCAUGUAACUGGGACAUGGACCGAGCCAUUGAGCAACUCUUUUCCUAGAUAAAGGGAAUGGAUGUGUUUCACCAAACACUAGGGUAGGGGACAAGCAUACCAUUACAGCGGCACUGAUAAAUCACAAAACCAUUUUUUGUCAUAUCAUCUUCUUUCAUGGCAUCCUAUAUACCAUAUAGGGAACCACUGUAUUGAUCUUGCUUGAUGCUGCAUUUUAAAAAUUCCAGCCAAAAUAAGUCAGAAGCUAAUACGACAUGAAUCCAGCAGCUAUCUUGGUAAUGACGGAUGUGUCAGAACAGUGAUGUCCAACCAGAACCAGUGGCCAGGCCUUUCUAAGAGGCCUUUACCGAUCAAGGGGGGAUUUUUCUUUUUUUCAAUUAAGUAUAUUUCAAAUUCUAUUAAGUAUUAUGUUAUCUGUAAAAUUUAAAAAAUAAACUUACAUGCUAAU